Molecule: messenger RNA, 3911 nt
Organism: Cryptotermes secundus
Lineage: Eukaryota; Metazoa; Arthropoda; Insecta; Blattodea; Kalotermitidae
Exons: 4
Coding region: 796-3414 (872 amino acids)
Biological process (GO): transmembrane transport
Source: RefSeq, a predicted model, not a curated record
CCAGCCUUUUUUGUAAAGGAGAGUCCAAAAUUAUCUGUUCAUUUUAAUAGGUCAGAAGCUUCCUGAUACUGUAAUUUCUUGGGUUUCACUUACAACUUUCUCCACCCUUUCACACCAUUAGAGCUGGAAAGUUGCAACGCAUAGGAAAAUAGUUGGACUUGCUAAUUUAUACAUCGAGGUUCUUACCUUUGUUGACUGGUUCAGGGCUCUGCAUUUCAUGAUGACCAGUGCAUACAAAUUUUGCCAGUGAAUCAGUGUGCCUGAUGAACAGUAACGUUUGGAAUUAUGAGAAGUUAUUAACUUUGUGGUCCGCUUGAUGGAAUUAUGUUCCACGGUGAGCAGUGUGGCUCAUGCGUGGGAAUUUGUUUAUGAUUUGUCAGCAAUGGGUGGCAGUUACCAGGUCCAUUAGCCAUUUGUUCCCUGUUACAAUUAGUGAGCAGUGUAUUACAUCAUUGCACUUUAGAACAAGGUGUACUUCUGUAUGUCACCCAUGUGAAAUACAGAUCUGCUAAAAGGUGUCGGCAAAAGUUUUGACAUGAAUUUUGUGAUAAAAAGUUCCCAGCAGACAAACAAUUCAUAAUUUGGUGAAUAAACUUAGAACAACAGGAUUCUUAAUAGACAAGAAAAAGAAAACAUAGAUGACAUAGGAGCCAGACUUGGACACACACCUAGCAAAUCACUCAGAUGUCUAGCUCAAGAGACUGGCUUGUCAAAAUCUAGUGCAAGAAGGGCAACAUAGUUGCUGAAGCUUAGACCCUGUAAAACAACAGUAAUCCAUGCACACCUUGCAGCCACAUGAUCCAGCCAGCAGGGUUCAUUUUUGCAGUUGGUAUCAGCAAUCUGUCGUCGAAGGGGCUAUGCAUUGCAAUUCCUGGUCCAACUUUUCUGUCUCCAGUAACAGACCUGCAAGCAGAUGCAUCACCAGUUUCAAGCAUUUAUGCUGCAAGAUCUUCUGGGUACUUAAUUGGCUCAGUUAUGGGUGGAAUCUUGUUUGAUCACUACAACCGAUUGUUCCUGCUCUUCAUUAGUCUCCUUCUGACAGCCAUAUUUAUUACAGUCACUCCUUGGUGUCAUGUGCUAUGGUUGCUGAUAGCGUGCAUGGUGCUCCUUGGUAUGACAAUGGGCUUUCUUGACACAGGUGGCAAUGUACUGUGUUUGGAUUUGUGGGGACGAAACAGUGGGCCGUUCAUGCAGGCCCUUCACUUCAGUUUUGGGCUUGGGGCCUUUGUUGCACCAUUGCUGGCUGCACCAUUUCUGCAACCAACCACCAGUGUUUUACCCACACAGAUGGUCAGCACCGUUAUCCCUUUCCAAGUUUCAGACCUGAAUAGAAUUGGGGUGGAUCGUCAGAAGAGAGAAUUGUCACAAAAUGGAGAAAAUAUCACAGAAUUAAUUAUUAAUGUGGAGCCUCUAAAGAGCAAUUCCCUUGAAGUUACUACAAAAUCAUUAGAAAAUGUCUCCAAACCUUCAAGUCCAGUGGUUCCAGAAAUUCCUGUAAGCAUAAGCUCCAAUCUGCAGUCUGCUGAACUGAAAGCAAUGGAUGACAUAGAUGCAAAUGAAACAACUGCCCAGCCUUCUGCCACAACACACAGAGUACCAAAACGGAAACCCUCCAAAACAAAUGCUAGUUCACUUGGUAAUAAAAACUGGGACGAUGUUCAUGUUGGAGCUCUACCAAAGGAAGAUCUCGAACCAAUCUCCUCUACAACAGCUUCUUUGUCCAUUGGUACCAGCAUGACUGCAAGUUCCACUAGAAGGACCAUGUUUCCAUUCCUGUCUCCCACUUCAGAAUCAUAUUCUGCACAGAAGCAAACCUUGAAGCUAGCAGCAAAUGAUACCACUAUUCUUGUCAAGGAAGUUAAGAUAAUUCCUAGUCCUGUAUAUAAAAUCACAAAUGUUACUGGAUCCUUUGGGAGUAUAAACGAUGGGAAGGACACUGACUGUAGCAAAACAGUUCCCUCUCUACCAAAUACUGUAAACAGUGCUACGCAGUCUUCCACUGAAAAUGUUACAGAGAACUUGUUGAUCAGAGGUAACAGUAUGAAUUUCAUAAAUGUCAGUGGGAGAACACCUACUCCAGCAGUUGAUUCUCUAACUGUAUCAGUCUCCACAGAAGGCUCUGAUCCCAAGAUCAGUUUGUCAUCAUACUCAGAAGUUACAGCAUCUCUUUCACACAAUGAAUUACUCAGGACACAUGCUUACACUGUUUCUAAAAUACCUGAAGAAUUUGUACCAUCUGGUGAGACAGAGGUUAUUGUAUCACACGUGAAAUCAACCAUGGGCAUAUCAAAGGAAGGCAAUAGCCCUCAGUCACUUAUGCAAGAUACUGACAGCAGAGUUAAUGGGGAACAUAGAAUCAUUUCUAGCACAGAAGAUUCAACUUUCAAAUUAAAUAUGAUAGCAGCAGUAUCAGAUACAUUUCCACCUGGAAACUUGCUUUCCAGACAUAUCCACCACUCCAAACCAGUCACAUAUGAUAAUGAUACAGAGGAAAUAAACUCAUUAUUUGACAUUGUAGCCAACAGAAUAGAAAGAUACGGUUUCAGCAAAGUGCAAUUUACAUAUCUUAUGGUAGGAUCAUUUGUAUUUGCAAUGUCGCUUGUAUUUCUGGGCUUCUUGUGCCACAAUCCUAGAGACCCCAAAUCAAAACAAGAUGAGGGGCCAGGUACUAAGAUUUCAAACAGAGCCUUGCAUGCUUUGCUUGUAAGUUUGAUGGCUAUCUUCUUUCUUUUGUAUGUGGGCUUAGAAGUAACAUAUGGGAAACUGGUACUAGCAUUUGCUGUGCAUGGUGACCUCCAGCUUGCUCAAUCGACUGGCCUUGUGAUUGCUACUGUUUUUUGGGGUUCAUUUGCAGCUAUGCGGUUUGCAGCCAUCUUCUUCUCCAGUGGGUUUGGCCCCAUCACCAUGCUGCUCCUCAACUUUGUUUUCUGUACUCUGGGGACUAUUCUUCUGUCUACUAUGGCUAGUCAUACUGAAACAGCACUAUGGGUAGGAACAGCUCUGCUUGGGAUCGGCCUCGCAUCUGUUUUUCCCACAGGCAUACUCUGGAUUGAACGUUAUAUCCAUGUCUCUAACAAAGUGGCUGCAGCCUUUGUGGUGGGAGCAUCUCUAGGGGAGAUAGUAUGUCCCGUUGCAGUGUACCGGCUUAUGGUGAACAAUCCCGCCACGCUGAUGCAUUCAGCAGUUCUGAUAAAUGUGCUCUGCAUUGUGACCUUCACUGCACUUUGGUGGUUGGCCCUUCGACAUGGAGAGAAGUACCGUGUAGAAAGCAACAAUGGGUAUCAAUUGGCCAAUCAGGAGGAAGAGGAGGAAAUGAUUGACACAUCCCCAUCCGGCAGUGUAGCUGCCUCAAGACGACACAGCUUCUCAGAGCACAGGACUUUACUUAAUGGGAACCCACAUAGAGGGCCUUAACUUUCUUACCUUUGUUCAUACCAUGUCACAGCAUUCCUUCCCUUAUAGCUUGCAGGUAAUGAUUGAAUCAUGUAUAUUCUGUGAUAUAAAUACUGAUGAGUGAAAACUUGUGUAUACUUGGUCUGGUUCAGCAAACAGCAGUUCAUUCAGUGUUUACUUCUCUUACAAAAGGACAAAGGAAUAGCUAAAUUCAGCCCACUAUAAGCCAUAAGUAAGUGUUCUGAGAAUUACUGCCUUUGAUGAAAGAUUCAUAUGUGUGCAGUUAAAAAGGGGUAAUUCUUUCCCAUUGGUUUAGCUUUUUGCACAUGGUGUGUAUCAGUGAGAUACAGAAUUUAACAUGCGCAGCUAUAAAAAUUAACAUUCAUUCAGUGUGAAAUAUGUAUCACCAAUAUUGGACAUGGUAUUUCUGCCAAUGUUGCAUGGGUCAAAUUUGUGUGUUAUGUGAAGAUGACAGUGUAAUGCAUAACAUAAAGUAGUUGCAGCAGAGAGAAACUUCA